Gracilinanus agilis (Agile Gracile Mouse Opossum) is the source of this 1731-nucleotide messenger RNA. It is a transcript of the gene PAMR1, whose product is annotated as peptidase domain containing associated with muscle regeneration 1. The transcript is spliced from 10 exons. The record is from RefSeq and is a predicted model, not a curated record. Bases 40 to 1731 code for a protein of 563 amino acids. Lineage: Eukaryota; Metazoa; Chordata; Mammalia; Didelphimorphia; Didelphidae. Gene Ontology annotation, molecular function: serine-type endopeptidase activity; calcium ion binding. Gene Ontology annotation, biological process: proteolysis.
GUGAUCAAUGAAGCCUGCCCUGGGGCUGAAUGGAAUAUCAUGUGCCGGGAGUGCUGUGAAUAUGACCAGAUUGAGUGCGUGUGCCCUGGGAAGAAAGAAGUGGUGGGUUACACUAUUCCUUGCUGCCGGAAUGAGGAGAAUGAGUGUGACUCUUGUUUGAUUCACCCAGGUUGCACCAUCUUCGAGAACUGCAAGAGCUGCCGGAAUGGCUCCUGGGGGGGUGCUCUGGAUGACUUCUACGUGAAGGGCUUCUACUGUGCUGAAUGUCGAGGGGGCUGGUAUGGAGGGGAUUGCAUGAGAUGUGGCCAAGUUCUGCGGGCCCCCAAAGGACAGAUUCUACUAGAAAGUUAUCCUCUGAAUGCUCACUGUGAGUGGACCGUCCACGCCAAACCCGGAUUCAUCAUCCAGCUUAGAUUUGUUAUGUUGAGCCUGGAAUUUGACUAUAUGUGCCAAUAUGACUAUGUCGAGGUCCGGGAUGGGGACAACAGCGACAGCAGGAUAAUCAAACGCUUCUGUGGGAAUGAGCGGCCAGCCCCCAUCCAAAGCACCGGGCCCUCCCUCCACAUCCUCUUCCAGUCAGACGGCUCUAAGAACUUUGAUGGGUUCCAUGCCAUCUUUGAAGAGAUCACAGCCUGUUCUUCAUCUCCAUGUUUCCAUGAUGGCACAUGCCUCCUUGAUAAAACUGGAUCUUAUCAGUGUGCUUGCCUGGCGGGCUACACUGGGAAGCGCUGUGAAAGUCUGGUGAUGUGUAAGACUCCAGGUGUUCCUGCCCAUGGGAUGGUGGAAGGAAGUGAUCUUAGAUAUGGGGCCCAGGUUUACUUCAGGUGCCUCCCGGGGUACAGCUUAAAAGGCAAUCGGGUUGCCUUAUGUCAGCUUGAUGGAAGCUGGACCACACAUGACCCAGCCUGUGUGCUGGAAGAAAAAAACUGUUCUGACCCAGGAGGCCCAAUCAAUGGGUAUAGGAGAACAUCGGAAGGCAGUGGACUCAUAAAUGGGCGCUAUGCCAAAAUUGGCACCAUCAUGUCCUUCUUUUGCAACCACUCAUAUGUGUUAAGUGGAAAUGAGCAAAGAACUUGCCAAUCAGAUGGAGAAUGGUCAGGAAAGCAGCCUAUAUGUAUAAAAGCAUGCAGAGAACCAAAGAUUUCUGACCUAGUGAGACAGAGAGUCCUCCCCAUGCAAGUCCAGUCAAGGGAGACGCCUCUACACCAGCUCUACUCAGCGAAGUUCAGCAAGCAGAAGCUGGACAGCUACCCAACUAAGAAGCCGGCGCUUCCCUUUGGGGAGCUGCCCCCUGGCUAUGUUCACUUACACACCCAGAUCCAAUAUGAGUGCCUCUCGCCCUUCUACCGCCGCCUGGGAAGCAGCCGAAGAACCUGUUUAAAGACCGGAAAGUGGAGCGGGCGGGCGCCAUCCUGUAUUCCAAUCUGUGGAAAGAUUGAGAACAUGACUGCUCCAAAGACACCCGGGACCCGUUGGCCAUGGCAAGCUGCCAUCUACAGAAGGACCAUUGGGUUGCAGGAUAGCAGCCUCCACAAGGGCACCUGGUUCCUGAUCUGCAGUGGCGCCCUGGUGAAUGAAAGGACUGUGGUUGUGGCUGCACACUGUGUCACCGACCUGGGCAAGAGCAUUGUGAUCAAGGCAGCCGAGCUCAAAGUGGUCCUGGGCAAGUUCUACCGAGAUGAUGACCGCGAUGAGAAGACCAUUCAGAGUUUACGGGUGAGAGAUGAAUAG